CGUGCAGUCCGCGGGUCCGCGCAGCGAGGGAGGGCAGUCUGACUUUCACCAGGGUGUGUGCAGCUUUUCGGACACACGACGCGUUCACGGCCACCGGACAGCCUGGGAACAGCGCUUUACCGCCGGCAGCCGCCCGCAGGUGACCCGUCACCAUGUUCAAGUCCAAGAAGAAAUCCACGGUGAUAACACCGAGCAAGCCCGCCGACGCCCCCUCGGAGGUCGCCGCGCUGAUCGACAAGCUGCAGAAGCAGGCCGAUAAGGUGGAGAGGAACAUCUCCGACGUGGAGCAGAACCUCAACAAGGAUGUCAGCAAGAUCAACGACGGGAAGCCGACGCUGUACUGCGACGACUGCAACAAGAAGAUCACCCAGUGCCUGGAGCUGCUGGAGGGCCUGGACGUCGACGCCGCCAACACCAAGCGGCUCCAGCAUCCCCAGGCGGAGAUGAUCUCCCAGGACAUGAAGCAGCUGCGUGAGCGAGUGAUGAAGCUGAAAGAAGACGUGGACCGGAUCUACCACCUGGUCCGGACCGAGGGAGUGCCCACCAUCAACUGGGGCAACAUGAUCGACGAGAAGCUGGACAACCUGAACAAUAAGGGCUUCGGCGAGGACCUGCCGUCGGUGGAGAACGAGGUGGAGGAGCACAACAUCUUCCACAGCGAGGUGGAGGCUCUGGCUCCUCACAUCGCCACCAGCGGGGACAAGGAGUACAACAACCAGAACCAGGCCAAGUACAACAAGCUGCUGGCCGCCUCAGGCGCUCGGCAGCGUAACCUGGCCAGCCUGCGGGACUACAUGCAGCGCUGCACCAACGAGCUGUACUGGAUGGACCAGCAGGCCGACGAGAGGCUCAACUACGACUGGAGCGACGCCAACCUGGACUACCCGGCCCGCCAGAGGCAGUACGAGAACUUCAUCGGUAAAUGCCUGGAGUCCAAAGAGGCGACCAUCACCAAGCUGAACGAGGACGGAGAGAAGCUGAUCGCCGCCAAGCAUCCUGGGAAGAACGUCAUCGAGGCUCACAUGGAGGCGGUCCACGCUGACUGGAAGGAAUACCUGAACCUGCUCAUCUGUGAGGAGAACCACCUGAAAAACAUGGACGAGUACCACAAGUUCCACAAGGAGGCCCGGGACACUCAGGACCUGCUGAAGCGGCUGGACAAGGAGGUGAACCAGAAGUACAACCCGGAGUUCAAGGACAUGUUUCAGAUGGAGGGUCUGAUCCGAGAGCUGGACGACCAAACUAAGGCCGUGGACCACUUAGAUGUGCAGGUCAACAACCUGCAGAAGCGCGGCCUGCAGGUUUCGCCGCUGAAGCAACGGCGGGAGACGCCGCAGAAGCAGCUGCCUGUGGAGGCUCUGUGCGAAUACGACGCAGACGAGGGGCAGAUCGUGCGUGGGGAGCGAUACACACUCCUCCGCAACAACGGGAAGAACUGGGACGUGAAGGACGCGGCCGGACGGAAGCUGGUGGCGCCGGCCGUCUGCUUCAUGAUCCCGCCCACCGACCCCGAGGCCGUGGCCGUGGCCGACAACCUGGUGAGCCAGCAGAAGGGGCUGAAGCAGAAGAUGAAGGGCAGCAAGGACACCCUGCUGAAGCGCUUCGACGAGCUGAAGAAGGAGAUGGGAGCGGGAACAGAUAAAGACGAGCAGCAGUGCCGCCAGCUGAUGGCCGGUCUGGAUAAAGUGGUCAGUGACCUGGACAAGCAGGAGAAGGCCAUCCAUUCUCAGACUCGGCCCCCGCUGGAGCAGACCCGCGCCCUGCAGGACAGCGCGGACCGCCUGCAGGAGCUGAGGGACAUUUCCGCCGCCGUCAGCAGGAUCGAACCGGAGAAGUCCUCCAAGGUGCAGGAGGCCAGGAACUUCUUGAUCUCCAACCCGAAGAGCGCCAGCGCGCCGCAGCUCAACGCCAAGGUCGAGGAGGCCAACAAGAAGUACGCCAGGCUGGAGCAGCUCCUGCAGGCCUCCCAGGACCGACUGAAGAGCUCCAACCAGCUGGAGGCGUCCCUUCAGAACGCGAAGAACGAGCUCUCCACCUACGAGAACAAGCUGGCCCGGGAGGAGGUCGCUCCGCCGGACAUAUCCUCGCUGGAGAAGGCUCAGCGGGAGCUCGCUGACAUGGGAGCAGAUCUGAGGUCCAAGAGGCCGCUGAUCGCCGAGGCGGAGCAGAACCUGCGCUCGGCCAACAACAGCAGCGACAACAUGUACAACAAGUUCCAGGAGCACUGCCCCGACAUCGAGAGGCAGGAAGCCGACGUUCAGAAGCUCAACAAGCGCUUCAGCUACCUGCAGAGGCAGAUGGACACCAGGUCUCAGAGCCUGCAGAGAGCCAAGAUGGCCUACAACAACUACAACAACGACUACAACAACCUGAACACCUGGCUGUCCAAGGUCCCCAACUACGAGCCCAAAGAGACGGACGACACCAGACAGCUGGACACCAAGCUGAAGAACCAGAGGAACCUGCUCUCCGAUAUCGCCAAGAAGGAGUCGGACCUGAACAACGUCUCCAAAAACGCUCAGAUGUACCAGCAAGCUAUCAGAGACUAUGAGAACGAAACGGAGAAGUUCAAAGCCAUCCUGGACAUCGAGGACGGACUCGUUCCUCAGACCUACAAGAGGACCCGACUGGAAUCCCCGGCACUGCGAGUCAAAGGAGAGGAAGCUGCUAUUGAGGCCAAAUUCACGGAGGUAAAUGCCGUCAACAGGCAGAGGCUGCAGAAUCUAGAGUUCGCCCAAAACCUUGUCAAACAGCAAGCUGACAUCCCAAUGAUCCAGAGCACCAACGUCAAGUCGGUCAAUGCCGCUCCAGGCGAAGAGCCGUGGCGAGUCCGCAAACAGCUGGAGGACGAAAUCCACAGGAGGGAGCAGCUCGAGAAAGAAAUAGAGACCAUUCAAACUGAAAUUUAUGUGCUUGAAGGUCAAAAGCCGCAGGACACGAUCGUCAAGAAGGAGCUGAUCAAAAAGGUCCCAGACCCCCAGCUGGAUGAGGAAAUCCACAAAGUCCAGCAGAAGCUUUCGGAAGAGCGCCGCAGCACCCACACCCUGGAGAACGACCUGGAGAUCCUGAGGCUGAGGAUGCGCGGCAUCGAGACGGAGAUCAAGGAAGGAGCGCAGGAGUACAUGGUGAAGGAGGUCCUGCGUAUCGAGAGGGAUCGGGGCCAGGAGGAGGAGGUGCGCAACCUGCGCGACGAGCUGGAGGAGCUCCGCAGGCAGAAGCUGAUGAAAGACAACGAGCUGAUCGAGCUGCAGAAGCAGGUGACCAUCCUGGCCGAGGAGAAGAGCAGGGAGCAGGAGGUGAUCACCGAAGAGGAGGUGAUCAAAGUCCAGAACGAUCCCCAGCUGGAGACCGAGUACCGCUUCCUCCUCGACAAGAAACAGAAAGAAAUCGACGGCAGGAAGCAGCUCGAGGACGAACUGCAGUUUCUUAAGGAGAAACUCCGAAGACUGGAAAAGGAAAAAGCAAUGGCGGAGGAGAAGAUUUCCAUCAAGGAGGUCCUGAAGGUGGAGAAGGAUGUCGCCCUUGAAAGGGAGCUAGAAAACCUCAGGAGGCAAUAUGAGGACGAGAAGAGCAAACGAAGAUCGUCACAGCGAACGAAGAUCGACCUCCAGAGGAAAAUCACCAGUUUGGAAGAGGAGAAGUCCAAAGUCAUCACUCAGGAGAAGGUCCGGGAGAUCGUCCGCCCCGAUCCCAAAGCUGAGAACGAGGCGGCCAGUCUCCGAAUGGAACUCGUGGAGCAACAGAGGCGCUACACAGAUUCCGAGCUGCAGCUGAGAUCCCUGCAGGACGAGCUGACCAUGCUGAGGAACAGAGGGCCUCAAGUGGAAGUGAAGGAGAUCAUCAAGGAAGUCAUCAAAUACAAGAUCGAUCCGCAGACCGAACGAGAGCUGGAGGGGCUCCGCAACGACAUCGUGGACAAAACCCACCAGAUCGAGAAAUUCGAGAUGGAAAGCCGCCAACUCCGUGAUGAAAUCGAAAGAUGGAAGGCAACCAAACCGCAGGUGCAGACUAAAGAGGUGGUGAACGAAGUGCUGCAGUACAGAGAGGACCCCAAGACCAAGGAGGAGAUCGAGACGCUGAAGAGGAAGCUGGCCGAAGAACAGAAGAAACGCCUGGACCUGGAGAGGGAGCGCUCCACCCAGGAGGAGAAGAUCCGGCUGAGGAAGACCGAGCUGUCGCAGGUCCGCGAGAAGGUCGUUCAGCAGGAGGUGGUCAAGAUGGAGGAGGACCCCGUCCUCAAGUCCGAGUGCGAAAGCUUCUUGCAGAACAUCAACACGGAGCAGAGGCAGCGGGACAGCCUGAAGGCGGAGCUCUACCAGCUGCAGAGGCAGAAGGCCGACCUGGAGAUGCAGCUGGAGGAGCUGGAGCGCGAGCGCAAAGUCAGGCGCGAGGCGGAGCUGGAGAUCCAGAGGCUGCGGAUCCGGCUCCACGAGCUGGAGCUCCGGGACAAAGAGAACCGCGAGAAGGUGACGGUCAAACAGAUGGUGGUCCUGCAGCAGGACCCCCAGCAGGAGAAGGAGCACUCCAUGAUCAGGCUGCAGCUGGAUGAAGAGCGGCACAAGCGCACCCUGCUGGAGAAGGAGCUGAACGCCCUGAUCCAGCAGCAGGUCACCCUGGAGAAGGUCGACGUCAAGGAGAGAGUGGUGCGCACCGAGAAGGUCCAGGUGGAGAAGGACCCGGAGGCCGAGCUGGAGAUCGAAAGCCUGAAGAGAACUCUGGAGGACGAGAAGCGCAGAAGACGGGACCUCGACACCGAGCUGGCCGCCUUGACGACCAAGUUCAGCGAGAUGGAGUUCACCAACACCAAGUCCACCAAGGAGCUGUCGUACAUCCGCGACGAGAGCAACCGUCUGCAGCAGGAGAACCAGAGGCUGCAGAACGAGAUCCGCAAGCUCCGCUCCGAGAUCGAGAUCACCAGCAAGGAGACGCAGCUGAUCACGGAGUCGGCGCCCAGAGUGGACGGGAAGAACAUGGAGCUGAGGCUGGAGUCGCUGCAGAGGGAGCUGGCGGAGCUCAGAUCCGUCACCAACCAGAAGGACGUGGAGAUCGAGAAGCUGCAGAAGAGCCUGACGGCGGCCAAAACCAAGAGGGAGCAGAGGGAGAACCACCUGAAGAGAUCCAUCGUGGUCAUCGACCCAGACACGGGCAAAGAGAUGAAGCCGGAGGAGGCCUACAAGCUGGGCCUGAUCGACUGGAACAUGUUCGUCAACCUGCAGAGCCAGGAGUGCGACUGGGAGGAGGUGUCGGUCAAAGGCCCCAAGGGAGAGUCCUCCAUGCUCCACGACAGGAAGUCCGGCCGGAAGUUCUCCAUCGACGACGCCUUGCGCAUGGGCCACAUCACCAACGCUCAGCUCCAGCAGUACAUCCGGAAGGAGAUCUCCAUCCAGGAGUUCGGAGCGCUGGUGUCGGGCAAGAAGAAGUGAAGCGGCCGACUCUCUCUCGGUUCUGUUCCCAUUCCACAAGGUUCCAUCGCUUCCACCUCUGUUGUUCAAACAUCCUGUUGUCUUUGACCGUCUUCUCUUAUUUUAACGUUGUGGUGAUGUGGCAACAUUCUGUACUCCAUGAUCUUAAGUGCACUCCGUGUUUCUGAGCUGAUCCAGUUCAAGGCGCCGGUGUGACUGUAAGGAUUGGUUCUACUAUUGUUACAGCCGGCUACAUACCGCUUCUCAGCUUCAGCGGGUUUGACUUGGUACGAGGGUUGAAAACACAUCUUUGAUUUUAUCGUAUUGAAAUUCAUAAGGGUAAAAAAAUGUUUUAUUAUUUAUGGGUUUUUUUUUUUUCCCAGGGUGCUCUGUUGUGUGCUCCGCAAGCUUCAAUAAAAGCCCAAUCAAAGUGA
Messenger RNA from Salarias fasciatus (jewelled blenny), 5836 nucleotides. RefSeq names its product periplakin (gene ppl). NCBI's taxonomy places the organism in Eukaryota, Metazoa, Chordata, Actinopteri, Blenniiformes, Blenniidae. The record is from RefSeq and is a predicted model, not a curated record. Gene Ontology annotation, molecular function: structural molecule activity; cadherin binding. The transcript is spliced from 22 exons. Gene Ontology annotation, cellular component: membrane; intermediate filament; cytoskeleton. The coding region runs from base 153 to 5423 and encodes 1756 amino acids. Gene Ontology annotation, biological process: wound healing; intermediate filament cytoskeleton organization.